AGGUUUUCAGUUGCUUUAGACAACCUUCUUCUUUUAAAUUUGCCUGGGCUCUCAAGCAGUCUUCUAGAAUCAAGUACUCCAGACCUCUUAGGCUGUCUCACAAAGUUGCUCUCAAACUGUGAGCACAAUGCAUGGUAUCCAGAUGGAGGAACGUCAGUGUGUUGCUCUUUUUUUAAUUACCUUCUUGGUGUGGCCUGCUCAAGGGGUGGCAAUGAAUGGGUAUCGUGAGAUGUCAAAAAGCAGAUCCAAUCCAGUAUUGAACAUGGCACACUCCUCCCUUGAUGAUCAGUAUGAUGGCUGCCUGAAGAACAUGAAGGAAAAUUUGACCUCUCUUCUUCGAAUUGAGCUGGGUGUAUCUAAGUCAUAUAAGGAAGCUUGGGAGAAUGCCUUACUCAACUGUCAGUACAACAGGACAUGGAUGUACCCUCGGAAUUUGGAAGAGCUCUCUGAGGUUGCCAUCUGCACAUAUACACAAAAUGACCCCCCAUUCUAUUCAGAGUUCAAUGCUGCCACACGUAAAGCAGGAAAAGGACCCAGGGAAUAUGCGGACUACCGUUUCAAGUCCUUGCAUUUUCUUUUAACCUACGCAACCAGGUUCUGGAGGAGGGAGGUCAGCUGCCAGCGAGUCUACAGGGGCACCAAAGUGAAUUUUUCCAUCGGCCAAUAUUUCCGUUUCGGGCAGUUCACCUCCACAUCUGAAAAGAAGAAAGUAGCCUCUUUUUUUGGUAAAGUAACCUUCUUCAAUUUGGUUUCCUGCAAGGGGAUUGAUAUAAAUGAAGUGUCCUCUUUUCGUAAUGAGGAAGAAGUAUUGAUCCCUCCGUAUGAGAUCUUCGAAGUCAAAUCUGUCAAUGAUACCGUAAAGGGCAAGACCGUACAUGCUGUGUCAGCAGGAAGUUGCAGCAACCACAACUGUCUUUUUAUGGGAGAAGGUUCAAAGAAGACCAAGGGCUGUGAUGACCACCAAGUGCUGCAUUUCUGAGGCUUCAUCUUCCCCGAAAAGACAAAAUAGAGCUGGAGAAGACGUAUGCAUUUGCAAAAAUCCCUGUGAAAAUUCUUUCUGUGUAUCUAUAUACGUGGAUGAGUCACAAACUAAGGUGGAAUACACUAGAAAUGUCCAUACCAGUUUUGAUGCCCCCGUUGUACUUUCUUCUCUUUAUUUGUUUCAGAGCAUUGAGCAAGUUAAAUUUUGUAUACAAUAUACAAAUUAAAAUGUUAAGAUAAUUAGACUUUUUUUAAAUCAGAAGUGGGCUGCUUCCAUAGCAUUCUCUCAGCCAUUUGCUAGAUCUUAUUUUGUUAUUACACUUAUCUGGCUGGGAGAGAGAAAUAUGUCGGUUGACCUAACUCUUCCCUGUGUACGAACAUCCAGAGCUUGGAAACCUCAUUUUUUGAACCACAAAUCCUAGAAUUACCCAGAAGAUUUGGGGAGUCGUAGUCCAAAAAUGUGACAUUUCUGAGCUCUGGUGACAUGAGGAAACAACAUUUCCCCAGAGGGUGAGAAAUAAAAGGGGUUCCUGCCAGCUACGUAGAAGAGGCUUAAGUUGAUGGGAUUGUGCUACAAAAUUGGUGGCAGAAGCAGCAGCUGUGAGUGGUUAGGCUUCAGUGAUUUCUAGGUACCUUUCUUCCCCACCAUUUCUACCUGCUUUUUUUUGAACAUCCUUAAAGUUAGCUGCGUGCAUAUGGUAGGCUGUUUAUGGUAACUUUUGGCACUGCUUACGUUUUGGGCUUUAGUAUCUAAAAAGAAAAAAUAAUAAUAAUCUUUGCUCAGUGUAUAAAAUCAUUUCUUUUCCUUUUGCAGUUAUCACUCUGGCUUUUGAUAUAAUCACACAAUUAAA
Molecule: messenger RNA, 1832 nt
Organism: Pogona vitticeps (central bearded dragon)
Lineage: Eukaryota; Metazoa; Chordata; Lepidosauria; Squamata; Agamidae
Product: erythroblast NAD(P)(+)--arginine ADP-ribosyltransferase
Molecular function (GO): NAD+-protein-arginine ADP-ribosyltransferase activity; NAD+ poly-ADP-ribosyltransferase activity
Source: RefSeq, a predicted model, not a curated record